AUGACUAAUAAUGCUCAUUUUCAGUCCAUUAAUGCAGGUUCUGUCCCAAAAGAAAUUCAAGAGACUCAAACCUAUAUAAAGUUUAUAACAAAACCUGAAUGCUUCCUGAAUUGUUUGGAGAGUUUACCUUUGGCACAAAAUGCUAACCAUUCGGGUGUUGAGGAGGAGUGUCCAGAGUACUUUCAAUGGAUCCAUGAAGAUCUAAAACCAUGGAGGGCCACUGGAAUAUCAAGGGAAAUGGUAGAGAGAGGUAGAGUUCUAGCACAUAUAAGAGUAGUCAUAGUUGGUGGGCGAGUGUAUGUGGAGAACUACAAACGUGCCUUCCAAACAAGAGAUGUCGUUACAGUGUGGGGUAUAUUGCAGCUUCUAAGGUUUUAUCCUGGUAAAUUACCAGACUUGGAUCUAAUGUUCGAGUGUGGUGACAAGCCAGUCAUCCAAAAACAGGAUUUUGAAGGAUCUGAGGCCACGAUUCCACCACCAAUGUUUCAUUACUGUGGAGAUAAUCAGACUUAUGAUAUCGUUUUUCCUGACUGGUCCUUCUGGGGUUGGUCAGAAGUCAAUAUAAAGCCAUGGGAGCUCCUGAAGAAGGAUUUAAAAGAAAGCAGUGACAAAAUUAAGUGGAUGGACAGAGAGCCUAACGCUUACUGGAAGGGCAACACAUUACUAGGUCCACAGAGACGUGGUCUUGUGAAAUGCAAUGUCUCAAAGAAUAAGGAAUGGAAUACUCAAAUCUAUGAUCUGGACUGGCGACGUGAGCGCAAAGAAGGCUUUAAAACUACAGAUUUAGCAAGCCAAUGUAGACACAGGUACAAAAUAUAUGUUGAAGGACAUGCAUGGUCUGUUAGUCAAAAGUAUAUAUUAGCAUGUGAUUCUAUGAGUUUGGUCAUAGAUCCCCACUAUUAUGAUUUCUACUCCAGGGGUUUGCUGCCCACAGUUCACUAUUGGCCAAUUAGUGAGAAUGACAUGUGUGGGUCUAUUAACAAUGCUGUAAAGUGGGGGAACAAACACGCAAAACAGGCACAAGAGAUUGGAAAGGCAGGGAGCAGGUUUGUUCAGGAAAAGCUAAUGAUGAGACAUGUUUAUGACUAUAUGUUUCAUGUCUUGUACCAAUAUGCAAAGCUCUUGAAAUACCAGCCUACUGUUCCUAAAGGCGCAGUGGAAGUGUGCUCAGAGACAUUGAUCUGCAAUUCGAAGGGAUUAAGAAAGAAGUUUCGGUCAUACUCCAUGGUUACUAAUCCUGCAGAGUCAAGCCCUUGCACCCUGCAACCUCACUUUGACCAGCAAAAAAUUCAAGAUCUUCUUAAAAGAAAAGAACAUCUAAAGAAGCAAAUUGAACCGUUUGAAGCUGGUGAAAAUAUCAGACGAUAGUAUUCUUGAACUGCUUAAGAUAUAUUUUACUGCCAGUGAACUGCUACCAAUACGCGGCAUUUUGGGUGACGAGUUGUGUUUGGCAGAUACUUCAGUAAACUAUAUGCACAAAGUUUUCAUUUCGAAUUCCAUGGCCUGGAAGAAGAAAGAAUGUAGUAGUUUUGUUUGCUUAAACUAUUAGAAAGGGAACGAAAAAGAACUGAAUUGUUUGAGUGGGAAUGGGGGACAGAUGUCUCCUUUCAUUUGCAUGGUCAAGAGGAGAUAUCUGCUGAGGAAUUAUUCAGCUCUUGUUCUUAUUCUAGACAAGCGCAAGAAGCAAACUCUGUAUUUGUUGGAUGAUCAAUUAAAGAAGACCUCAUAACAUUGAAA
Messenger RNA from Coffea arabica (coffee), 1737 nucleotides. RefSeq lists its product as uncharacterized. Lineage: Eukaryota; Viridiplantae; Streptophyta; Magnoliopsida; Gentianales; Rubiaceae. The record is from RefSeq and is a predicted model, not a curated record.